Molecule: messenger RNA, 1043 nt
Organism: Cucumis melo (muskmelon)
Lineage: Eukaryota; Viridiplantae; Streptophyta; Magnoliopsida; Cucurbitales; Cucurbitaceae
Product: acyl carrier protein 3, mitochondrial
Exons: 3
Coding region: 477-869 (130 amino acids)
Biological process (GO): fatty acid biosynthetic process
Cellular component (GO): mitochondrion
Molecular function (GO): acyl carrier activity; acyl binding
Source: RefSeq, a predicted model, not a curated record
GCAAGGAAGAAAGGGUGGUGUUUUUUUUGGAAAAGAAAAUAACAUAAUGAUGAGGGUUGUCGGUGGGGUUUUGAAGAUGAGAAAGUCAUGUAUCAGAUACAUGACUAGGUGUUGAAGUUGUAUUCCUGAUCCACAAAUUUGAUGCCAAUUCGUAUACUCAAAUCCACAAAUUAAUGCAAUCGUAUACCUAAUACACAACUUGUUUAUCCUAUCUUUUUACCAUAAUUAUUUAAAUAGCGUUAUUUAAAAAAAUUCGUCUAACAAAUGAUUUUCAUUUUUUACCCAAAUUUACGAUUCCCUUUUUUGGGAAUAAAAUAGGAAGUUUGGGAGCUUAAAAAUGGUUGAUUCUUCUGCUCACUUAAGGGAACUUGAAAUGACGACAGGGUAACCAUCGCAGUUUCAAUUUCAAGUUCUGCGGACUCCAAAUUUCCACCACCAUACUGUCAGUAGCUGCAAGUUUCGUGACUCCUGCAAACAUGCAAAGCAUCAGAAAUUCAAUCUUGAAGCACAUGAAGAUCAGAGGACCUAAUAAUACUACAAAACAGUUGAUGAAGGAUGAGAAUGUAAUCGAGAAACUAACUCGCUGUUUGUGCACGUCAACAGGUAGAAGCUCCAACGAAAUAGCUGAUCGAGUGAUUGGAUUGGUUAAGAAGUUUGAUAGAAUUGAUGCCUGUAAGGUUACUGAAACGGCUGAUUUCCAGAAAGACUUGAGCCUGGACAGCUUAGACAGGAUGGAGCUUGUUAUGGCUUUUGAACAAGAAUUCUCCAUCGAAAUCCCAGAUGAACAGGCAGAUAAGCUUACCUGCUGUGCAAAUGUAGCACGAUACAUAACUUCUCAAGUAGAGAAAAAGAAAGAGGAGAAGCUCUGACAGCAACUUCUGUUUUUUUUGAUCUUUUAUGAUUUAUCAUCGUUUACGUUAUUUCAUUCUUUUGUGUGGGAUUUGAUCGUCUAUCAGGCUCUGCAAAGUUUGUUAGAAAACACAUGAGAUCUCUUUGGCUCCCAAUUGAUUUUUGAUGAGUAAAAUUACAACCUUGUGAGUAAA